CGACUCAGUACAGCUUGAGUCGUUACACCGAGAGGCCGCGUUGCGCGUUUGCUGUGCUUGUUCCUGUGCUGUGAGGUGUAAGCCACCCCCGGGGGUCUGUCUGUGGUUUCGUGCUGCAUUAUUGAUGCUAAGCGAGAGUUGAACAAGAAGAAAAACGCAAAGCCCCAAAGUGUAGUAAGUGUAGUGAGUGAACGUGAAAUAGGCAGCACGCAAAAAAAAGGCCACCCGUAGGCCCUUUCUAACUUGGCCCCGUCGCACCCGUUCGAGGUGUGCCCUUAAGUCGGUCGGCGGUUGUUUGGUGCAUUUACGUUAACGGCCGUUUAAAGACGGCUGAAGUGAUCGCGAAACCGUUGCAUAACUCAAACGCCCAGCAGUGCCUAGUAGUACGAAAGGGUUCGUCGCUUAGCCCGGGCAUCGAAAUCGUUCGAUCGAGCAUUGUGGAGGUGUGUGUGGCCAGUUGCCUCAGGGGAAGUGUAGGUGGCCUGUAUUCGUGUGUCAGUGUGCCGUGCAUUCAAUUGUGCCCAAAUCCCAAAUUUUGCCGAAACGAAGCUCCCGAGACUGGUGAUCUACGCUCCAAGUGGCGCAGUGGUAGUAAAGUUCAAAUACCGCCCGUGAUGAUGAUGAAGCUGAAGUUGCUGUACGCGCUGGCCAGCAUAGCGCUGACCGUGGCCAGCUGUGAAGCGAAAGCCACCCACAAGGUAACGUGUGCCGAUGAAACGAUGCACGUGGAUGUGGCCCUACCGUCGAACAACUUCUCCGACGAGUCCGUCUAUCUCGACGGUAUGAAGGGAUAUCCGGAUCCGAAAUGUAAGCCAACGAUACGGGAAAACCAGGCCGUGUUUGAGCUGUCCCUUACCAACAUCUACGAUUGUGGUGUUACGCGUGUGAUCAAUCAAAUUACGGGAAAGAAAGUGUUUUACCAUCGGAUCAUCGUGGAAGCAGGUCCGGAGAGUGGAAAGGAGAUUGUGAGCGUGAAAUGCAUCACCACCGGGCCUAGCUACAAUGUGACGCAUGGCAUCGUAAAGCGGGAUGUGCUGCCAGCAGGCUUCCAGGAACCGGAGGAUCUCGAAAUAACGACCUCCAUCACGGAAAAUGCCCCGGAACCGUCCCUCGGCAUUGCCAUCCGCCAGGGAGACAAGCUGGUGUCGGGCGACCUUAACGUGAGCCCCGGGGCCCAUCUGCAGAUGGAAAUUUUCCUCGACAACCGUUCCGCACCGAUUUACGGGCUGGGCGUAAACUAUAUGCUCGUCACCGACACCAAAUACCAGGAGGAAACGAUCAUUUUCAACGGCUGUUCGGUCGAUCCUUAUCUGUUCGAAAACUUCAACACCGUCGACGGUGAUCUGCUGGAGGCAAAGUUCCGGGCCUUCAAGUUUCCCGAAUCGACGUACGUACAGUUCCGCGGCACGGUUAACGUGUGCGUCGAUCGGUGCAAGGGUGUGAUCUGCAGCAACGGACAGACCGCUUUCGGGCGUCGCAGGCGCGAGAUCAGCGCGACACCGGCCGACCCGAACAAGGUGUACGAAGUCACCAUGACCACCUUCAUCAAGGUGAACUACGACGAGAAUGCAGAUCAAAACACCGUGUCGGAGAUUGAUCAGAAAAUCCGUCAGCUGAAGCUCACCAACCAGAAGCUCGCCCGUAACAGCCGGGCCGGGAAUGUUUUCGAAAGCAUCCACAAUGUGCCAGCGCGGACGGCGGAUGUAGAGCAACCGGUGGAAUCCACCGUACCACCGCUCGACAACGACAGCGCCAAGGUCGAGGAAACGAUCGUGUUCCGGGAGGUGAUCACCCGACAGGAGGAGGACUCCUUCAUGGCCGGCAACAGUGGGUCCCGGCGGAAGGGUUGGCCGUCCGCCCUAUUCGUACUCUGCUCGAUCGUUCUGGGGAUCGUUCGCCAUUGAAAGUUCACGAUUUCUCUCACGCGCUGAGCAGGAUCUCUCACGCACAAACGCACAAACAAAAUAAACAAACCGGAACACCAUACUGCAACCGGGGACUCGGGCCGUGCUCGGCGGACUGAAGUGGAAGUGGGGCCGCGCAUUUCCUCACUCUGCCAUUUACUUCCACUUUGGCCAUCGUCGACCGUGGCCUGUCCCGCUGCACUUGGUCACGCGAGAUAUCAAGCGGAAAAGCUUUUAGGUGAUGUCCCGGGGGACUUGUUUUAUGGGGGAAUCUGCGUACAAGUUGUAAAUAUUUGAUUCAGCGAGAAGGACAAAAACGAAACGAAUCAUCUCGAAAUUGGGUAGAAACUGUAGCCGAGAAGCAAGUGGGAGUAGGUCCGAACGGUUUCAAGAUUUUAGAUGCGGCUUUACCCCCUUUCUUUUUGUAAUUUUAAACAAGCUCGCUUUUGCCUAACAAAGAAAGCAAGAUGAUGAAACGAUGAACAAAUUAGUUACUAAUAAGCACUGCUUGAUACUACUAAUUGCUGCAUUGAGAGAGAGAGAGUUUCAAAUGUUUAAGUGCUACAUUAAGCGAACUAAUUCUUUUACUUGAAUAUUAGGCGACAGAAAGUCAAAAAAAAACAGAUGAGUAGAUUAGGAUCAACAAACACGGAGAUGAACAUUAGUCUGCGACUCUCGAAAUGGUGGCCGAACGAAGUGGGAUCGAGAAUUCAGAAUUCAGGAUAACAAAAAUGGUCUACAGUCCUGUCCAAGGAUCGUCGGCAAGAUGGCGCGCUAGCGCAGGCGCAGCUCUAGCCGCAGUAAGAUAAGAUUAUGCUAGUCUAAUUACUGUUUAAUUGAGCGAAAAGUACUGACGGCAAGAGGACAACGCUAGCGAGUAGUAGCGAGUAGUAACUUCAAAGGUUCAGGCCAGGGCAAUGUCGGAUGUUCGAUAGAAGCCUGCUUCCGCAUUGGCUAAUGCUUUCACUGGCACACUAACGGCAGAGAGAAAGAAAGUGCUGAUAGUAAAAUUAAACGAAGCAGAAAAUUUUUAGGCUAGGAACGGCUCAGCGAGAACAAAACAAAAAAAUGGCGGUAAAUUGAAACAACAUUAAUAGCAUUAACGACGAACAGCCAGCAGCAAUAAUUGUGUGACACAAUGUGCGAAAUUAAGUAACGCUAGGAAAUAAAUCUAACCAUAAAACUAAAGCGUUCUGUAGAUUCCCAGAUGUCUCAGCACACUCACAUACGCCUCUGAGACGAUACGGCUCUGUCCAAAAAUUGACCAAACCCUAUUAGCUGUGUUUGAGAUUUCUAACGAGAUGCGCCGAAGGAUUUUUGGCCCCGACGAGCUAUAGAAGCUGUACGAUGAUUUCACCAUCCGGUGGGCUGGUCACGUCAUGAGCAUCACACCGAACGACCCAGCCCUUAAAAUCCUUUUAGGCCGUCCACACGGACAGAGUAGGCCGGGAUAAUCGAUGUAGCAGACGAAGGCUCUGGAUCGUUGUUGCGCCGGUUAAGUAAGUAAGUGUAAAGCUCCCCGUGUCCGUGUUCUUUGCAAUUGUCUUGAGAAACUUCCGUCCCGUUUGCACUGUUACGUUUACAAGUUUGUUUUUUUUUUUUAUUCAAUAUUGAAACUUUUGUUAGACAAAAAUCGUACAUACAAACACACUCCACCGUCGAAAAAAUGCAAUCUCUUUUUGUACGCUUCUUCUUCUGUGUGUACUUUUUUGUUGCGUAGCAGUGGGUAAACCAAACUAAACUAAGCAUUGAUUAAGUGAUGAAAGUAGUCUCCAGUUUUAGAUGGAGACUAAA
Molecule: messenger RNA, 3698 nt
Organism: Anopheles stephensi (Asian malaria mosquito)
Lineage: Eukaryota; Metazoa; Arthropoda; Insecta; Diptera; Culicidae
Exons: 7
Coding region: 615-1904 (429 amino acids)
Source: RefSeq, a predicted model, not a curated record